Molecule: messenger RNA, 2113 nt
Organism: Coregonus clupeaformis (lake whitefish)
Lineage: Eukaryota; Metazoa; Chordata; Actinopteri; Salmoniformes; Salmonidae
Product: mitochondrial uncoupling protein 2
Exons: 8
Coding region: 438-1373 (311 amino acids)
Biological process (GO): mitochondrial transport; adaptive thermogenesis; mitochondrial transmembrane transport
Cellular component (GO): mitochondrial membrane
Molecular function (GO): oxidative phosphorylation uncoupler activity
Source: RefSeq, a predicted model, not a curated record
CCAUGUGCCAACAUAUCUCAUGUACUACUCGGGCUUACGCAUACUUUUCAGGUCAACUUAUGUCAUGGAACUAUGUGUGACAAGGGACGGGCAGGCUAUAAUAACCCACACCGACCCCUGGGCGUGAGAAUCAAAUCCUAACUCUCAAAAAGCAGUGCUCCUCAAUAGAACAGAACCUCUCAAUUCAAAUUUGGGAUUACAGUACUUUUUUUUUAUUCCAAUCAGGCAGUGGUAUGCUUUUUUGGAGCAAUUGUAUGGAACAACAAAAGACAAGAGGAUCUUACAUUCAUAAAGACAACUUUACAAUACCUGAAACUUGAAUAUCCCUUGCAUCUGUCCAAGAACGGACAGAACCUAUUAAACUACAGUUUAUCUACUGUACUUGUAAGACCUUCAGUACUCUCUUUCUUUGGGAGAUUAUCUGCACCAUCUCAGUCAUGGUUGGAGUGAAGCCCACAGACUUGGCCCCUACAGCAGCUGUUAAGUUCUUUGGAGCUGGAACUGCAGCCUGUAUUGCUGACUUGAUCACCUUCCCCUUGGACACAGCUAAAGUUAGGUUGCAGAUCCAGGGCGAGUCCAAGUCCUCUGAAGGGAAGAUGGUGGUGAAGUACAGAGGUGUGUUUGGCACCAUUAACACCAUGGUGAAAACAGAGGGGCCCAGGAGCCUCUACAACGGCCUGGUGGCGGGUCUCCAGAGACAGAUGAGCUUCGCCUCGGUCCGCAUCGGCCUCUAUGACUCCAUGAAGCAGUUUUACACCCGGGGAACAGACAAUGCAGGCAUUGGGAGUCGGCUGAUGGCAGGCUGUACAACCGGGGCCAUGGCAGUAGCCUUUGCUCAGCCAACAGAUGUGGUGAAAGUGCGGUUCCAGGCUCAAAUCAGGGGAGCAGAAGGGGAGGGGGUGAAGAGAUAUAACGGCACCAUGGAUGCCUACAGGACCAUCGCCAGGACUGAGGGCAUCAGAGGGCUCUGGAAGGGUUGCGGCCCAAACAUAACUCGUAACGCCAUAGUGAAUUGUUCGGAGCUGGUGACUUAUGACAUCAUCAAGGAACUUAUCCUGAAGUAUAACAUCAUGACUGAUAACCUGCCCUGCCAUUUCACGGCAGCCUUCAGUGCUGGUUUCAUCACCACUAUUGUGGCGUCUCCUGUAGAUGUAGUGAAGACCCGGUUCAUGAACAGUUCAGCUGGAAAAUACAACAGCGCUAUUAACUGUGCUAUUACGAUGAUGAGAAACGAGGGACCCAAAGCCUUCUAUAAAGGGUUCAUGCCUUCUUUCCUUCGCCUUGGCUCCUGGAACAUCGUAAUGUUUGUCACAUAUGAGCAAAUCAAGAUACAUGUGAUGAGAGCUCAGCAGUCCUGGGAGUCUCCUAUCUAACCUGUAUCAUCGUGACUGACUGCUGUGUGGAUUUCUCUUACUGACUAUGAUGUUCAAAGCCAUGACCGCGUGUAUAGGCAGAGCACAUCUUCAUCUAAAGGAGGAACCACACAAGUAUUAGCCUGGUCCCAGAUCUGUUUGUGCUCUUGCCAACUCCAUUGAUGUCCUUGUCAAGCCUUGACAAUGAGUGACAAGGAGUUGGCAUGAUAGCACAAACAGACUGGCACUCAGGCUACGAGUCUGACUUCUGUACAGGAAAGUACGCCCCCUGCAGGGAUGUGUGACCAUACGCGUCUCCAUGACGCCUGGUACCAGACAGAGACCAUUGGCCACACACAGAGACUAUUGAUACAACUUUGUGACUCAAUAAUGGAAUGAAUGGCCUGACUAGUGAUAGAGUGGUUUAUCUAGCUAGUUUAGGUUAGGGAUGAUGUAUUAUGCUUCCUCGCUGGUCGAUAAGGUGCAUAAUGUGACCAUCAAAUGUUAUUUAAGUUGUGUUAUUUAUAAUGCCUAUUUGUAAGGUAUGAGAACUUAAAUAUCCAUUCAAAUUGAUGUUUUGUUUAAUGCCUAAUCCUGGUGGUUUUGUAUUCAUAACAAAUAAUCCAACAUUCUAGUAAGCAAUGCCAUAACCAUUAACUUUUAGAUAAGGAGGUGGUACUGUGCAUGUUACUACUGUAUGUGAAGUUGUUUGAUAUUACUUUAUUACUGUUGGUAUGCAGUAAAUGCAAUUUUGGACCAAG